Phasianus colchicus (ring-necked pheasant) is the source of this 1342-nucleotide messenger RNA. RefSeq names its product tRNA methyltransferase 61B (gene TRMT61B). Gene Ontology annotation, biological process: tRNA methylation. The record is from RefSeq and is a predicted model, not a curated record. Gene Ontology annotation, cellular component: mitochondrion; tRNA (m1A) methyltransferase complex. NCBI's taxonomy places the organism in Eukaryota, Metazoa, Chordata, Aves, Galliformes, Phasianidae. Gene Ontology annotation, molecular function: tRNA (adenine(58)-N1)-methyltransferase activity.
AUGGCGCCUCCCGCCCGGCUCCUCCGGCGGGCCCUUUCCUCUGCGUCCGACGGGCGGGGGCGGAGGCGGGCGUGGGCGGCUUCGCUGUCGCCUCUGGAGAGGCUGAAGCGGCUGCUGCCGCCGGAGGCGGCGGCGGCGGCGGAGCGCUACGCGGAGCCCCGCCCGUCGGCCGCCCCGCGGGCGCCUCCCGAGGAGAAAAUGGCGGCGCCGAGCGCUGCGCCCGCCGCGGCGCCUUCCCCGCGGGGACCCGCCGAGGAGAAAAUGGCGGCGCGCUCCAGCCCGCUCCGCGCGGGGGAGCUGGCGCUGGCGGAGCUGCGGAGGAAGCACAACGCGACGCUGAAGCUGCUGUGCCGCUUGGAGGCGGGCGCGGUGCUGAACUCGCACGUCGGGCUCCUGCCGCACCGGGACGUCAUCGGGCGGCUGCCCGGGCAGCUGCUGCGCUCCUCGGCCGGGGCGCGGCUGCUGCUGAGGCGGCCCUCGCUGGACGAGUACGUGCUGCUGAUGCCGCGGGGACCCACCAUCGCCUACCCAAAGGAUAUCGGUGCCAUGCUGAUGAUGAUGGACGUCCACCCAGGUGACGUCGUGUUGGAAAGUGGCAGCGGGUCUGGUGCUCUGAGCUUGUUUCUGUCGAGAGCGGUUGGGCCCAAAGGACGUGUUAUCAGUUAUGAAAUCAGAGAUGACCAUCACAACUUAGCAAAGAAGAAUUACAGGCAUUGGCGCACAACGUGGAAAAUAGGACAUAUGGAAGAGUGGCCAGAUAAUGUGGAUUUCAUUCUUAAAGACAUCUCAAGAGCUGCUGAGGAUAUGAAAUCUUUAACAUUUGAUGCAAUAGUUCUGGAUAUGCUUAACCCUCAAUCUGCUCUGUCUGUUGUACACCCCAGUCUUAAAGAGGGUGGUGUGUGUGCUGUGUAUUUAGCUAACAUCACACAGGUUAUAGACCUUUUAGACAGAAUACGGACAUGCAGGCUCCCUUUUGCCUGUGAAAAGAUCGUUGAGGUAACUCAUAGAAAUUGGUUGGUGCUGCCUGCUAAAAUCAAGAAUUGCAAAUCAAGCCAAAGAGUGGAAACUCAAGAAGAUAUCGAGGAAGAUCCUCAACAGAAAGAAUGUGAUGAAAUCCAAACUCAGGAUCAAAUAGUUCUUAACGAAGAUGAAGGAAAUGAAUCAUUUCCUGAUGAUGCUGAAACACACUGCUCAACACCUUACAUUGCAAGACCAUCUCGUUGGCAGGACGCUCAUUCAGCAUUCCUCACCAAGCUGAGAAAGUUUCGACCACCACUUUCUUGAUGCUGCUGCUGUUAGCUGCUAAUCUGAGCGUUGUAUCAGAAUAAAGAGUUACAAAAUA